CCACUCCUCCAUGCCCAAUACUUCUAUCUAUAACCUUAAUCCCACUCCUCCGUUACAAACACUCUUAACACUAUACCAUCACUGAUAGUCCAAACCCCCUUCCUAAUCGUAUCAUUGUACAUUUGACUUUAAUGUAAUGAUUAAAUUAUUGUUUUAAUUUUUUCUGAAUCUAACAAAUAUGACUGACUCAAAACAAUGUUUCAAUAAUCAUUUUAUUAUUGCAUAUAAAAUUGGUGAUUUCUUCCAUGCCUAUAAUGGAAAAAAAACAUUCAAAAUUAUGAAGGUAAUAUCUAUUCUCAAAGAUAGUAAAGUAUGUAAAUUGGGAGUUUAGAUCAUGUUUUCUUGCCAACUGAGUGCCCCAGCCGGACUCAUAAAGUAGUCUGCAAAAGCAUCUCUAAUUGUAAAUCCCACUAUAGGUCCACAUACAUGAAGGAAUUCGGCUGGUUCAAUAUUGUGUGACAGUGUAUCCUCAAAAUUUACUCCAUCCCUCUCUCACCAAAUUAUGUAAUAUACACGCGGCCUUGAUUACCUUACAUGCGUUUUCUAUGUUAAGGUUAAUUGGUUUUAGAAAAAUGUGCCACUUGUUGGCCACUAUACCGAAAGCACAUUCUACAAGUCUACGUGCCCGACACAGCCUGUAAUUGAAGAUCCUCUUUCGCGUAUCUAAAUUUCUCAGUGAAUAUGGUUUCAUGAGAUGUUCAUGAAUAGCAAAAGCAUCGUCUGCUACAAAGACAAAUGGCAUAUCGGGUCCCUCUGUUCCGGGCAAUGGUCGGUUAACUGGUAAAUCCAAUUCAUUAAAAGCAAGACGUUUUCCAAAUUUACUAUGUUGGAAAAUGGCAGAGUCUGCACUGCUCCCAAACGAUCCUAUAAAAUAAAUUUGUAAUCUGCAUCGACCACAGCCAUUAAAACAGAAACAUACUUUUUUAUAAUUAUAAUACUGGCUACCGCUAUGGCAUGGUUUUAUUAGCCUAAUAUGUUUUCCAUCAAUAGCUCCUAAACAGUUUGGAAAAUUUGUCUUGUUCAAAAAUCGCUGGGCAACAUCUUCCCAUUUUUCCUUAUUUGGAAUAGGCAUAAAUUAACUUCUCAGAUUCCAGAUUGCAUCACAAGUUUCCUUUACAAUUUUACUUAUGGUUGAUAUCCCUAUCCGAAAUUCAUAUUGUAGUGAGGAGUAGGUAUUUCCCGUUGCAAGAUAUCUGAAAAACAUAUAAUUCUAUAUUUCAGUGAAAAUGAUCAAACAACGUUGGAAGACGUUAAGAGACAAUUUUAAAAGGGAACUUUUAAAACAACAGCAAAUUAAAAGUGGGUCUGGCUCCAAAAAAUCAAGGAUCUACUGCCACUACUACGAGUUGGAGUUCUUGAAACCAGUAAUGCAAGAGAGACAAUUUCACCUGAAGCAAAAAUUUCUCCCUCACCUAGCAAGUCUUCAAAUCCAGAUUUACCAACCAGAUCAAAGACCAACAUCUCCAGCACCUCACAGAGAAGAAAGAACAGAUGAGCGAAGAGUUGACCGAACAGAUGAUAGGAGGGAUGACAGAACUAGAGAGCAUGAGCGACAAUGGGAGAGGGAGCGUGAGAGAGAACAGAGGGAAAGAGAGAGAGAGAAAAAGAGCACAAGUCUAAACGUUAGAGAGCUUGUGAGCUUGAGAAAAAAAGUGGGAAAGAGAACUAGAAGAGCAGAUGAUAGGAGGGAUGACAGAACUAGAGAGCGUGAGCGACAAAGGGAGAGGGAGCAUGAGAGAGAACAGAGGGGGAAAGAGAGAGAAAAAGAGCGCAAUUCUAAACGUUAGAGAGCUUGUGAGCUUGAGAAAAAAA
This is a messenger RNA of Rana temporaria (common frog), 1812 nucleotides long. RefSeq lists its product as uncharacterized. The transcript is spliced from 3 exons. Bases 1227 to 1787 code for a protein of 186 amino acids. The record is from RefSeq and is a predicted model, not a curated record. NCBI's taxonomy places the organism in Eukaryota, Metazoa, Chordata, Amphibia, Anura, Ranidae.